Messenger RNA from Acanthoscelides obtectus, 354 nucleotides. The record is from the annotation of a GenBank genome assembly. Lineage: Eukaryota; Metazoa; Arthropoda; Insecta; Coleoptera; Chrysomelidae.
AUGAAUCAAGAAAUCUACGAAGAACUGCUCUUCGCAAGAACUUUGAUAACCGACACUAAAGAUUUUGAAUCUAGGUUUGAGGAUAUUUUGACUAUGGUAAUACCACCGUUGAUAAUUAAUCCAUAUGGUGACAUAGAAGAAACGAAUGUCAUAAUACAAGAGGAACUGACUGAACUAAGUACAAACGAAGAACUUAAGGUUCAGUUUAAAAACGGAUAUCAGCAAUUCUGGCUGCAAAACAACAUACCCAUGAUAGUAUGCCAAGGUCGCUCUACAAUAUUCAGAUGGGAAAAUGAUCUGAACGUAAGUCUGACAGCUGGAUAUUUAAGAGAUAUGUAUAAGAAAUAUAGUUGA